Molecule: messenger RNA, 726 nt
Organism: Pelagomonas calceolata
Lineage: Eukaryota; Pelagophyceae; Pelagomonadales; Pelagomonadaceae
Source: the annotation of a GenBank genome assembly
AUGGCAGAAUAUCUGGGCCACUCUGCCAUCGUCGCGCUGCUUGAAUCCCGGGCCGUCGGUGGCGCCAGCGCAACCGUCACGCCCGACGGCACGCCGGAGAAAAACGCCAGUCCCGCGCCGGCGCCCGCCGCGAACAGUCGGGAGAAGGAGGAAGCGGCAGAGCGAGCGGCGGCGGCACUUCUACGCGAGGAAGAGGAGGAAGCGGCGGCGCGGGCCAAAAAGCAGGCUAGAAGAAGGAAAAAGAAGAAGAAGCGGCGCGGUGCUGCUGUGGCCGACGAGGAGAAGAACGACUUGCCCGAUAUCGCGCCGCUCGCGUUCGAAGAAUCGAAAUCGCCGGAGGUCGCCGCGCCGCCGCCGCCGCCCGGGAAAGUCCUCGUCGACGAGAUUCUCGACGACGCCGCCGCCGCUGCGGCCCGCGCGGCAGCGCUCGAGACGUCCCUCACGGCGCACCAGGAGGAGCUCCGGCGACUGAAGGGCCUAUUGACCGAGCGUGGUAUUCCGGACGGGUUGGUCUGUCCGCUCAGUCUGGAGAUUUACGAGGACCCCGUGAUGGCCGCGGACGGCUUCUCGUACGAACGGCGCGAGAUCGCGACCUGGUUCGCCCGGGGCAAGCGCACGUCGCCGAAAACGAACGAGGAGCUGCCCCACACGUUCCUUACCCCCAACCACGACCUCAAGGCCAUGUGCCAGGACUUCCUGGCGGAGGUCCGAAAGUUCGAAUUAUAA